Molecule: messenger RNA, 1681 nt
Organism: Sphaeramia orbicularis (orbiculate cardinalfish)
Lineage: Eukaryota; Metazoa; Chordata; Actinopteri; Kurtiformes; Apogonidae
Product: zinc transporter 6-like
Exons: 12
Biological process (GO): zinc ion transport; transmembrane transport
Cellular component (GO): membrane; Golgi apparatus
Molecular function (GO): monoatomic cation transmembrane transporter activity
Source: RefSeq, a predicted model, not a curated record
AUGUCGAGCUCAUUGUUUUCCUUCAGUCUACAAACUGAUGAGUCAGACUUCCUGUCUGCCUUCUCUUUAAGGAAUCCUUCACUGUCCAUGUGUCCUCCUUUGACUGUGUCAGGUAGAAUGAGUAUAGAGGUGGAGUUGAGACCCUUAACUGCCUACACAUACCUCACCAUCCUGGACCUGUUUAGUUUGAUCACAUGUCUCAUCAGCUCCUGGUGACCAUGAAGAAAACCCAGUCAGGUCUUCUCAUUCGGGUUUGACAGGUUGGAGGUUUUGGCGGUUUUUGCGUCCACCGUCCUGGUGCAGCUGGGAGCCCUAUUCAUCCUAAAGGAGAGUAUUGUGGAACGCUUCAUGGAGCAGCCGGAGGUCCAUACGGGUCGUCUGUUGGUCGGGACGUUCGUGGCUCUGUUCUUCAACCUGUUGACUCUGCUGUCGGUCAGAAACAAACCCUUCGCCUACGUCUCUGAAGCGGCGAGCAGCAGUUGGCUUCAGGAACACGUGGCUGAUCUUAGUCGAAGUUUGUGUGGAAUCAUCCCAGGUCUGAGCAGCAUCCUCCUGCCUCGAAUGAACCCCUUCGUCCUCAUCAACAUGGCAGGAGCGCUGUCUCUGUGCAUCACCUACAUGCUCAUAGAGAUCAAUAAUUAUAAUGCGGUGGACACGGCGUCAGCGGUCGCCAUCGCCCUCAUGACGUUCGGAACCAUGUACCCCAUGAGUGUUUACAGUGGGAAAGUACUGCUGCAGACCACGCCUUCUCACAUCAUCGGCCAAUUGGACAAACUGCUCAGAGAGGUGUCGACUCUAGACGGAGUCCUAGAGGUCCGGAACGAACACUUCUGGACCGUCGGCUUUGGAUCCCUGGCUGGCUCCGCCCAUGUUCGUAUCCGCCGUGACGCCAACGAGCAGCUGGUUCUGGCCCACGUCACCAACCGCCUGCUGCCUCUGGUGUCCACGUUGACCGUCCAGAUCUUCAAAGACGACUGGACCAGGCCUCUGCUGAUGGGGGCACUCUCCUCCUCCUCCUCCUCCUCCUCCUCCCCGUCGGCCCCCCCCCUGGGCCCAGCUGACACCUACGCCCCCCUGUCCUCCUCCACCUCCUUGCCUCCCCUACUCCUGGACCCACUGACCUCCACCCCUUCCAAACUCAGCAGCCCCCCUCCAGAGUUUGCCUUCGACACCCCAGGCAGGAAUGUGCAGGCGGUGGUGCUGCCUGCUCCUGGACCCCCCCACCACGGCCACCGGCCAUACAGCGGCCUGGGACUGGCGUACGGAACCUCGCCCUACGUAGGGAUGCUGGGUCAGGGGCUGGGGCGACCCCUGGGCAUGCAGGGCGUGCAGGGGGGGGGGAUCGGACUGGGCGCGCCCCCCUCUCAGAGCUACAGGACUGCGUUAGGAGGGUCAACGGCACCGCUGGGCUUCGGAACCACCAGCCCCCUGGGCCCGCAGCACCAGUACCGCCCAUACAGACCCUGAAUGGACUGGCAGGUCAGCUGGACACUGAUGAACACAUGAGACCAACAGACCAGAGGACAUUUACUGGUAUUUAUUUGGGUGGGGGGGGACCCAGAGGUCAAUUGUGGAUGGAUUUAAGAUCUAGUUCUUUGUUGUUGUUUUUUUUUUUAUUAGGAUGUUGGGAGUCCGCCUCGGUACAUACGAGUGAAACAAUAAAAAGCAGUGUUGAACUGAA